AACAAUCAGAGCUGAAGAAAAUGUGAGAUCCCCUCCGCAGUCUCAUCAAGAAGAGGAUUAUGAGAUUUUGUAUUCUGAUUUGGAACCAGCAAUUGCUGAAGCUAGAUUUUCCAUGCCAUUGGUUGAUAUUGAUACUCCUGGUCCUGUAACUGACACCCAACAGCCAGAGAGAAGAUCACAUCGGAUGCCUGAAGAGUGUUUUGUUUCACCUGAGCGUACUCCACCUCCACCAUCUCCACCUCCUAUGAGUGAAAUUCUGGACGAAGCUUAUGAAUUGAUCAAGGAGACUGCUGGUGCUAGCAUCAUACCCAAUGUCACCACUUUCAGUGCAGUGCUGAAGAAAACACAUGCCACUAAGAAACGUGUAGCCUCUCUUUUCAACUCAUUGCUCAGUCUCCAUGCAGAAGGAAAAAUCAUUGUACAACAGCCAAUGGCAGGGGCAGAAAUUUUCAUUGAACUUUAAUCUUAAAUUUCAUCUUGUAUUUAAGUUUACGUUCUUGGCUCAAUUUUUUGCAAUAUCAUAAUUUUCCUGUUUUACAAUUUCUGUGAUUUCAUUUAUAUUUAACUUUUAUAUUUUAGUAUUUUUAUUGAUAUUUUUUAUUUAUAUUUUAUACUGCAUUUGUUUACUGCUGCAUUUUUCAUGUCAUUUUACAUAUUUGAUCUUUUUAAAAAAAUUUUUGUGAUACAUUAAUUUUAUAUUGAUGAAAAAUUUCAUCUUUUAUUGUCAUUGUACUCUACUGGGCGGCUUAUUUUUU
Parasteatoda tepidariorum (common house spider) is the source of this 755-nucleotide messenger RNA. NCBI's taxonomy places the organism in Eukaryota, Metazoa, Arthropoda, Arachnida, Araneae, Theridiidae. The record is from RefSeq and is a predicted model, not a curated record.